AUGAUCUAUACGAUUGAAAAUGUUUACAUUCAACCUGUAAAUCAUAACAUAUUAUUCAAUACACUAACGCCACAACCAUCUGUGAUUUAUUUAUCGACACCUGUCACAUCCUAUACGUAUUCACCGCCAAUCCAAACGCAGUACAUCUAUCCGAUUCAUGCAGUAAGUCAACAAACGUCUGAAGUGAAGAAAGUUUCUCAAGAGUGUAUACAAAAAGAACGAGCUAAAACUCCGGUUAAACGGCCUCCAACACCGUUGUCAGCUGACGAACAAUUAAAUUUAAAUCUUUCACGUUAUGGUUAUCGACGACAAUUAGUCAAUGGAGACGGAAAUUGUUUUUUUACUGCUGUUGCUAGUCAAUUAAUAACAUUCUACAAUCAAGAUCGAUACUUCCGUACGGCUAUUAAACAACGUUUAAAUCUUCCGGAGAAUUUGUUCACAAAUACGACACAAUUAGCUCGAACAUUACGAAAAUUAGCUUGUUUAGAAUGGAAAAUAAAUGACACCAAGUAUAAACCAUAUGUAAAUGAUGUGAAUUAUUACGAUGAAAUACGAAAAUUUCGUUCGGAUAAGUUUUAUUCAUCGAUUUUAGGUGAUAUUUUGCCAUUGACAAUGAGUAAUUUGCUUGGAAUUCCCAUUAAAAUCAUUACUAAUCUUAGUCAAUGUCCAUUGAUUGAUGUUUGUCCACAAGAUGAACCGUUAUUAUCCAUGAAAUCGAUACCGAUAUUGACAUUAGCGUAUAAUCAAGAAAAUGAUGGACACUACGAUAUUGCGAUAGGCAAAAGAGACAAAGAAUUUUGA
This is a messenger RNA of Adineta ricciae, 801 nucleotides long. Lineage: Eukaryota; Metazoa; Rotifera; Eurotatoria; Adinetida; Adinetidae. The record is from the annotation of a GenBank genome assembly.